AUGGAGGCCAUCGCGGUGGAUCCAGACUUGUACGCCCCUGAAUGCGCUUAUAGCCCCGAUGACUGGCAGUCAGAGACUACCUCGAUUAGGUCGUCAAUUUAUCGUGGUUUAAUGGACAAUGGGAGGCGAUAUCAAUCGCUUUCGAACAAAGAAUAUUGUAUUCCAUCCGAUGAACAACAAUUUGAGACCUAUGAGGCAGGGUACAUAUUUCAAAACCCCAGUCCAGAACACGCCUCUGACUAUCACCGCAGGCAUCUCGUGGAUCUCAUCAUGGACUCAGAUCGAGCUAAUCCACUGUUUCGGUCACCCAUCGAGACUGACGGAGAACGCCCGCUACAGGUUCUCGAUAUCGGAACCGGAAAGGGCACUUGGGCCAUCGAUGUCGCUGAUAUGCUCCCGAAUGCUACCGUCCGAGGCGUUGACCUUUUCCCACCUCCGGUGACCUGGAUGCCGCCCAAUUGCGUCAUCGAGGUUGAUGAUGUGCUGCAAGAGUGGACAUGGCGCGAACAAUUUGAUCUAAUUCACAUGCGCAAUAUGAUCGGAUCAUUCAACUCUUCUGAGUGGGACCUUGUUUACAAGCAUUGUUUUGAGAAAAUGGCCCCUGGGGGGUGGAUCGAACAAAUCGAGGUCGGGCCUUUUAUCACAAGUGACGAUGGGACUCUCCCAGCCGAUAGUGCCUUGUCCUCGUGGGGUCCGCUUAUACAAACAUGCGGUGACCGCGCUGGUCGCUCUUGCGAUAUCAUCCUCACCAUGUCGGAGAGCAUCCAGAACGCUGGAUUUGUGGACGUGCACGAAAAGAUCUACAAAUGGCCAAUUGGGCCAUGGCCGAAAGACCAAAAGUUCAAGGAGGCAGGUGUGGUCAAUUGCCAACACUGGAUGUCUGGUAUGGAGGGAUGGUGCAUGUGGCUGCUAACGAAAUUUGGUGACCCUGAGCCGUGGACUAAGGAGCAAGUUCAUGUAUACUGUGCCAAGAUACGCAGUGAACUCAAGAACCCAUACUACCAUGCGUAUCACAAAGCCAGAAGAGUGUGGGCUCGCAAGCCGAUGCCUGGUGAAGUCCCGCCUAGGUCCUCAAAACCCAGUUCCGGUUCUGCUAGGGCAAAAUAAUGAACCCAUCCGAGUGGGUGAC
Molecule: messenger RNA, 1129 nt
Organism: Penicillium hordei
Lineage: Eukaryota; Fungi; Ascomycota; Eurotiomycetes; Eurotiales; Aspergillaceae
Product: class I SAM-dependent methyltransferase
Exons: 7
Coding region: 1-1107 (368 amino acids)
Molecular function (GO): methyltransferase activity
Source: RefSeq, a predicted model, not a curated record